Molecule: messenger RNA, 1015 nt
Organism: Tachysurus fulvidraco (yellow catfish)
Lineage: Eukaryota; Metazoa; Chordata; Actinopteri; Siluriformes; Bagridae
Gene: fuom
Product: fucose mutarotase
Exons: 5
Coding region: 101-640 (179 amino acids)
Biological process (GO): fucose metabolic process
Molecular function (GO): fucose binding; racemase and epimerase activity, acting on carbohydrates and derivatives
Source: RefSeq, a predicted model, not a curated record
GACAGCACGCGCACGUUCUCGGACCAAUUGAGUGGCACGGUGUGAUCACGUGACAUCUUCUUUCACUUUUCUGUGAAAUCUGCUGUCACCUGCUGUGGAAAUGGUUGUGCUGAAAGGAAUACCGUCAAUACUUACACCUGAAUUGUUGUAUGCCCUGGCUAAAAUGGGGCACGGAGACGAACUGGUUCUUGCAGAUGCAAAUUUUCCUGUCUCCUCCAUUUGUAAAUGUGGUCCCAUAGAGAUACGAGCUGAUGGGCUGCGAAUUCCAGAGCUAUUGCAAGCAAUAUUGAAGCUCUUUCCUCUUGAUUCCUAUGUUAAAUGUCCGGCAGCUGUAAUGGAUCUAGUGGAUAGUGACAGGCAGCAGGGUCUUGUAGUUCCAGUGUGGUCCUUCUACUCUGCACUUCUCAAACAAGUGGGAUCAGAUGGGACUUUUGAUGCAGUUGAAAGGUUCGCUUUUUAUGAGCGUGCAAAGAAAGCUUUUGCUGUUGUAGCAACAGGGUACAGUAUAAUUCUCAGCUGCCAUGAAUCUUCACAGUUGUGUUUAAUUAUACCUUGGUAUUAUAAAACUUUCUUUUCUUUCCAACAGGGAGACUGCUCUAUAUGGAAACAUCAUUAUCAAGAAAGGAGUCCUUCGUCCUGAAGAGCUUUGCUGAAGAAUGCUAAAACAUUCUUGUGACUACAGUUAACUAUUUAAAAAAACCUUUUUAAGAAUACAAUUUUGUAAGAAUAAUAAAAAAAAAGAAUAAAAAGACUUUAGCUUUGCUUUUGAGACACUGACUUUGUAGAAACCUCUGGAAAGGUUCUACAAUUAUGGAUCGACAAAGACUUCGUUUCCCCAAACUAAGAGCUAGUGUUGUUCAGGCAGUUUGCCUGAAAAAACUUUUCCUUUUGGUUUUGGUGCUACUGCUAAAGUGAAAAUAUUUUGUGGAAUUACAAAUCAUCAUGUGCACAAAACAUAUGCCUUUUAAAUUGUUUAUAAAUGAAUUUGAAAUAAAACACAUUACUGUGCGUAUAA